CCCUCACAGAAAAACCGAGGGCCACAGGAGCCGCGUUGCCAUUCCUGAGGCGGGAGCACAACUCGGGAAUGGGAGGAAAGGGAAAAGGAGAGGGAGAGGGGAGGAGAAGGAAGAGGCGGGCGGAGGAGGCCGCGCUCCGUCCCUCCCCUCAGGGCGGGCCGAGUAAAACCGGUCCCGUCGGCGGCGGCGCUCCCGCCCCUUCCCGUGGCUGCGAUGUCGCUGCUCCGCCGGCCUUGCCCCCGCACCGCCGCCAGGAAGGGCCCCAGAAAGGCGGCGGCGGUGGCGGCUAAGCGAGACUGGGAUAGUACCGUCCACGAUUUGACAGUGCACCGUGCAACUCCUGAGGAUAUUCUCCGUCGCCAGGAAAUACACAAAUCAAAAAACAAAGCACUGGCACAUCUGGAACUCCAAGAGAAAGCACUGAACAGAAAAUGGAAGAAGCAAAAGCAACUGGAUGCAAAUUCCUUGGAGAAAAGGAAACUGGCUCUGAUGCGUGAGAUUCUGUCUGAUCAGUACCAUUUGCAAGAUGGUCAGGUUAUGGCUGUGGCAGAUGACUUGCCUGGGGAUGCUCCUCGCACACGAACAGGUUUCCCUAAUGUAACAGUGGCUCCUAACUGUGACCUAGAAUCAUCUCAAGGACCCAUUGUACAUAAAAGUCAUCCUCCCAGUCAGCUUUCCAUCCUUAGUGGAUCUGUCGUGGAUUCCCAGGCUCUGAAUGAAGAGGAGGAGGAAGCAUUAUUAGAAGAUGGACAUCAUGACGUUUUGGGUUUCAAAUCCAACAUCAAUUCUGACAGGCUACUUCGGUUGUUGAGAGAAGAAGAUUCUUUGGUGAAUUCUCAGUUAUGGGUUGAAAAGGAUAUGAGAAAAACCACCUUAUCACAGGAACCAAAUAUGCUUUGGACUCCAACAACUAUUUCUCCUUCAUUGGAUCGGUCAGCCCUCAAUGCUACCAGUGUAAUCAAGAGAGCCCAUUCAAGACUUCGGAAUGAAGAUGAAGAAGAGUCUAUAGACUCCAGUGACAUUGUGAGACAAGUGCUGAACCCAAACUCGAGGAAACAAAAGCAAAUUGCAGCAAAGAUGAAAAGAAAGCAAGCUGCACAGAACUCUGCUAGACAGAAGAGAGGUGAUUCUCCAGCUAAUUUAAUCCAGUCUGACCUUCAGAGGGACAACAAACCCAGCCUAGGUGUUCUCAACCAUAUGAUCCAGGAAGUAGAGUGUGAACUGGAGGAAUAUGAGCGGUGUACAGGUCGUGAGGUCCAAAAAAAAGAGAGAAGUGAAGGCCUGUCUGGGUUUACUCUGUCACUAGUGAACGCUCUCUGUCGUUUGAUGCGCUACCUCAAAGAGACUGAAAUGCAGCUGCAUAAGAAAGAAGUGAUGAGUCAGCAGCAGCAGGACAUGUUGAAUGAACACAGAGAACUGAUAGAUGCUCUGACUGCUGAAGUUCUUCAAGUAAGGGAAGAAAACAUUACUAUGCAGAAGAAGCUUCAGCAAUACAUGACAGUAACAGAUCAAAAGCUGAUGUGUCUCACACAAGCAUUUAAAGGCCUCCCUUUGGUAGAACAUCAAAGAGAACAAAGUCCAAAACAUUUUGGAAUGGCAAGCAGAGGCCCAGCAAACAGCCAAGAAAAACCUGAUUUGACCUACUCUGAGCCCAAGACUGAUGCAGGCAAUAAGGAAAAUCCGCUGAAAUUUCCACAGGAAGCGCUUUCUUUCACGUUUCACCCACGGCCAGGUGCCUCAGGUGACAUGAGAUCUGGUAGAAGUUUUCCAGCUCACAUCCUGCAGCCAGCUGUGCUGUUGUCACCACCGCAGCAGAAGAGCAGUCAAGGAUUAUCUUCCCUCCAGAAUGUGUUUGCAGCCAUUGCCCAGUCCACUGAAAGAGAGCCAUGCAAGGAAAGGAGCUUACCUUCCUCCCUAAGGACACAGAGCACAACUGAGCAAAACUUCCUCAUCCCUCAAAGGCAACCAAUUCCUCCUGCAGAUGAAGAUUUGGAGAGUUCCCAUGAGAAAAUCUCUCUGUCCUGCCCAGAUGGCACUGGAAGAAACAGCACAGCUGAAGAGUUCCUUCAAAAUGGUGAUCUGCUGGGACAGAUAGCAGAGCUCACACGGCAGAAUGCUCUCAUUAAAGCUCAACUGAGCAAAUUCAGAGGUGUCCCGGGAGACAAAAGUGAUCAUCUACAUCAGCCAGAUGUAGAUCAGCCGGAUUCUCGUCCAGACUCUUCACAAGGACAGAGUCAUCUCAUGGUAUCAAAGAGUUUGGAGGAAAGAAUAGUGGAGCUGAAUCGCCAGAGUACAGAAGCACGGGACAAACUCUUGCAGUUGAUAGAGCAGCAGAAAUCAGCUGCUUCUGACAUGGUCCCUUCAAUGCUGUCUCCUGUUGCAACCCUAUCCCUGAAUUACACUGAAAAUGCAAGGAGGACAGUUGAAGUCCCUGUUCCUGUGGCAGUGGCUGUGGACAGCUCCAAGGAUGUCAGUGUUCCCCAUGCCAGUAUGACCAGUAUAAGAAGGUCUACAGGAGACUCCGGCAAACCUUGUUCACCUUUAAGUGCCACAUCAGAAAGUGCCAAAUUAACUUCUGUCAGCCAAAGACCAAAGGUAGAAAAGCAAAAAGAAGAAGGAUGGUUUGCAUUGUCAAUGCACGUUAUAUAAAGGAGGCUGAGCUCAAGUCCUGUAUUUUAAAAAUAUUUUUAAUGAACUAUAAAUAAAUCACAAUCUCUCUUUCUACAGAUGUACAGUUUAAUUCUGAAGUGUUUUCAUGUCAGUGCUGUUAGUGUGGAAGGGUCCAUGUGCUUAUUGUUUUUGUGCCCUACAGAGCAGUCUAGGGAAGCCCUGGGAAUGAGUUUGAGCUGGACAUGCUGCUGUAACCUUAUACCUUUUCACAAAAAAAAUCUUUCAUGAGGUUGUAAACUCAGGCUGCUGGAGCACCUUGAGACUUGUUAGAUACGCUGAAGGUAGGAGGUUUUAGAAAUUGCCUGUGAAACUUUCUGGAGUGUUUAUUUGCACAAGAUAUGGGAAUAAAAUGUCAGGAGGAACUAAGAUGAGGGAAGAAGGUACCCAUGUUGAAAAGAAACCUGGAGAUUAGGAAGCCAUUCUGUUUCUGGUGGAUAAGGAUUUGCAUCAAGAAGAAUUUAUUCCUUCUGUUAUUUACAGUUCCUCCCAAAAGUUGUUUUUUCUGUACAGUUAACAUGUUAGAGAUGGCGUCUGGACUGGAGGAUUGCUUUAAAAAAAUCUAAUAUUUUUAUAGUAAUAUAAAGUGACUAUUUGAAGUUGGAAUCAGAAUCUUUAUUUGCUAUGUACUGAAGUAUAUGCUCUUUGAUAUAACAGAAGACUGAUACUUAUAAUUGUAUUAAGCUGGUUUGCUGUGCAUUUAUGUAAUAUCCUAAUGACCAUGUUUCUUAUAUUGGUUUUAUUUGACUUUUUAAAGUAGUCAUUAUUUUAUUAAUAAUGAUUACCUAUAAAAUUUAAGA
This is a messenger RNA of Cinclus cinclus, 3467 nucleotides long. It is a transcript of the gene SPICE1, whose product is annotated as spindle and centriole associated protein 1. Gene Ontology annotation, cellular component: centrosome; spindle; centriole. The transcript has 17 exons. Gene Ontology annotation, biological process: mitotic spindle assembly; regulation of centriole replication; metaphase chromosome alignment. Bases 214 to 2649 code for a protein of 811 amino acids. Lineage: Eukaryota; Metazoa; Chordata; Aves; Passeriformes; Cinclidae. The record is from RefSeq and is a predicted model, not a curated record.